CAGGGAGCCCGAGCCCCAGGGCGUCCCGGGAGCCGCGGCAGGGCGUGUUAGAGCCUGACCUUUCUCGGGCCUCGCACAUUCUUUGAGCUCUCCCUCUCCGCGGACCACGGUCCGCGCGCUCUCGGCGCCCGCGAUGGGGAGACGGCGGCGGCAGUGUCUCCAGCCCUACUUCGUGUGGCUGGGCUGCGUGGCGCUCUGGGCGCAGGGCACGGCCGGCCAGCCUCAGCCGCCGCCGCCCAAGCCGCCCCGGCCCCAGCCGCUGGUGCAACAGGUCCGGCCCGCGACGGCUAGCUCUGAAGGCGGGUUCGCGGUGCCCGAGUACCGGGAGGAGGGCGCCGUGGCGGCCAGCCGCGUCCGCCGGAGAGGACAGCAGGACGUGCUCCGAGGGCCCAAUGUGUGCGGAUCCAGGUUCCACUCCUACUGCUGCCCUGGAUGGAAGACCCUUCCCGGAGGAAACCAGUGCAUUGUCCCAAUCUGUAGAAAUAGUUGUGGAGAUGGAUUUUGUUCCCGUCCAAACAUGUGUACUUGUUCCAGCGGCCAAAUAUCACCAACCUGUGGAUCAAAAUCAAUUCAGCAGUGCAGUGUUAGAUGCAUGAAUGGGGGGACCUGUGCCGACGACCACUGCCAGUGCCAGAAGGGAUAUAUUGGAACUUACUGUGGACAACCUGUCUGUGAAAAUGGAUGUCAGAAUGGUGGACGUUGUAUUGGACCCAACCGCUGUGCCUGUGUUUAUGGAUUCACUGGUCCACAGUGUGAAAGAGAUUACAGGACCGGCCCUUGUUUCACUCAGGUCAACAACCAGAUGUGCCAGGGGCAGCUGACAGGCAUCGUCUGCACGAAGACACUGUGCUGCGCCACCGUUGGACGGGCCUGGGGCCACCCCUGCGAGAUGUGUCCGGCCCAGCCUCAGCCCUGCCGGCGGGGCUUCAUCCCCAACAUCCGAACUGGAGCUUGCCAAGACGUUGAUGAAUGCCAGGCUAUUCCUGGAAUAUGCCAGGGAGGAAACUGCAUCAAUACAGUGGGCUCCUUUGAAUGCAAAUGUCCUGCUGGCCACAAGCAGAGCGAAACUACUCAGAAAUGUGAAGACAUCGAUGAGUGCAGCAUCAUUCCUGGGAUAUGUGAAGCUGGCGAAUGUUCCAACACUGUGGGAAGCUAUUUUUGCAUCUGUCCGCGUGGAUACGUGACCUCAGCAGAUGGCUCUCGGUGCAUUGAUCAGAGAACAGGCACGUGUUUCUCAGGCCUGGUGAACGGUCGCUGUGCCCAAGAGCUCCCGGGCAGAAUGGCAAAGACACAGUGUUGCUGUGAACCUGGUCGCUGCUGGGGUGUUGGAACCAUUCCUGAAGCCUGCCCCGUCAGGGGCUCCGAGGAAUAUCGCAGACUUUGCAUGGAUGGACUUCCAAUAGGAGGGGUUCCAGGGAGUGCUGGUUCCAGACCUGGAGGCACUGGGGGAAAUGGCUUUGCCCCAAGUGGAAAUGGCAAUGGCUAUGGCCCAGGAGGGACUGGCUUCAUCCCCAUCCCUGGAAGCAAUGGCUUUUCUCCUGGAGUUGGGGGAGCCAGUGUAGGGGCUGGGGGACAGGGUCCCAUCAUCACUGGACUAACUAUUCUGAACCAGACAAUAGACAUCUGUAAACACCAUGCUAAUCUCUGUUUAAACGGACGCUGCAUACCUACCGUUUCUAGCUACCGAUGCGAAUGCAACAUGGGCUAUAAGCAGGAUGCAAAUGGGGAUUGCAUAGCUAUUCUGAACCAGACAAUAGACAUCUGUAAACACCAUGCUAAUCUCUGUUUAAACGGACGCUGCAUACCUACCGUUUCUAGCUACCGAUGCGAAUGCAACAUGGGCUAUAAGCAGGAUGCAAAUGGGGAUUGCAUAGAUGUUGAUGAAUGCACAUCAAAUCCCUGCACUAAUGGCGAUUGUGUUAACACACCUGGAUCCUAUUAUUGUAAAUGUCAUGCCGGAUUCCAGAGGACCCCUACCAAGCAAGCAUGCAUUGAUAUUGAUGAAUGCAUCCAGAAUGGAGUUCUUUGUAAAAACGGUCGAUGUGUGAACACAGAUGGAAGUUUCCAGUGCAUUUGCAAUGCUGGCUUUGAAUUAACUACAGAUGGAAAAAACUGUGUUGAUCACGAUGAAUGUACAACUACCAACAUGUGUCUGAAUGGGAUGUGCAUUAAUGAAGAUGGGAGCUUCAAGUGCAUCUGCAAACCAGGAUUUGUAUUGGCUCCAAAUGGUCGUUACUGUACUGACGUCGAUGAGUGCCAGACCCCAGGAAUCUGCAUGAACGGCCAUUGCAUCAACAAUGAAGGGUCCUUCCGCUGUGACUGUCCCCCAGGCCUGGCCGUGGGUGUGGAUGGAAGGGUGUGUGUUGAUACUCACAUGCGCAGUACGUGCUAUGGUGGCAUCAAGAAGGGAGUGUGUGUCCGUCCUUUCCCAGGCGCCGUGACCAAGUCUGAAUGCUGCUGUGCCAAUCCGGACUAUGGUUUUGGAGAGCCGUGUCAGCCAUGCCCUGCAAAAAAUUCAGCUGAAUUCCAUGGUCUUUGUAGCAGUGGAGUAGGAAUCACUGUGGAUGGAAGAGAUAUCAAUGAGUGCGCUUUGGAUCCUGACAUAUGUGCCAAUGGAAUCUGUGAAAACUUACGUGGUAGUUACCGCUGUAACUGCAACAGUGGCUAUGAACCAGAUGCUUCUGGAAGAAACUGUAUCGACAUUGAUGAGUGCUUGGUGAACAGACUGCUCUGUGACAAUGGGCUGUGCCGGAACACACCUGGGAGUUACAGCUGCACAUGCCCCCCCGGGUACGUGUUCAGAACGGAGACAGAGACAUGUGAAGAUAUAAAUGAAUGUGAAAGCAGCCCCUGCGUGAACGGGGCCUGCAGGAACAACCUCGGCUCUUUCCACUGUGAAUGUUCUCCCGGCAGCAAACUCAGCUCAACAGGACUGAUGUGUAUCGACAGCCUGAAAGGGACGUGCUGGCUCAAUAUCCAGGACAGCCGCUGCGAGGUGAACAUCAACGGAGGCACGCUGAAAUCGGAAUGCUGCGCUACCCUCGGCGCCGCCUGGGGGAGCCCCUGUGAGCGCUGCGAACUCGAUACAGCCUGCCCAAGAGGUUUCGCCAGGAUUAAAGGUGUUACUUGUGAAGACGUUAAUGAGUGUGAGGUGUUUCCUGGCGUUUGUCCAAACGGACGCUGUGUCAAUAGCAAAGGAUCUUUUCACUGUGAGUGCCCUGAAGGACUUACGUUGGAUGGAACUGGCCGUGUGUGUCUUGAUAUCCGCAUGGAGCAGUGUUACCUGAAGUGGGAUGAGGAUGAAUGUGUCCAUCCUGUCCCUGGGAAGUUCCGCAUGGACGCGUGCUGCUGUGCAGUGGGGGCAGCCUGGGGCACCGAGUGUGAGGAGUGCCCCAGACCUGGCACCAAGGAGUACGACAGCCUGUGUCCCCGGGGGCCUGGCUUUGCUAACCGAGGGGAUGUGCUCACAGGACGGCCAUUUUACAAAGAUAUCAACGAGUGCAAAGCCUUUCCUGGGAUGUGCACCUUCGGGAAGUGCAGGAACACAAUCGGCAGCUUCAAGUGCCGCUGCAACAGCGGCUUUGCUCUGGACAUGGAGGAGAGAAACUGCACAGACAUUGAUGAAUGCAGGAUCUCCCCUGACCUCUGUGGGAGUGGGAUCUGCGUCAACACACCAGGCAGCUUUGAGUGCGAAUGCUUUGAAGGCUACGAAAGCGGGUUCAUGAUGAUGAAGAACUGCAUGGACAUUGACGAAUGUGAACGUAACCCUCUCCUUUGUAGGGGUGGUACCUGUGUGAACACUGAGGGCAGCUUUCAGUGUGACUGUCCAUUGGGACACGAGCUGUCACCGUCCCGUGAGGACUGUGUGGAUGUUAAUGAGUGCUCCCUCAGUGACAACCUCUGCAGAAAUGGCAAAUGUGUGAACAUGAUCGGCACCUAUCAGUGCUCCUGCAAUCCUGGGUACCAGGCUACCCCGGACCGGCAGGGCUGUACAGAUAUCGACGAAUGCAUGAUAAUGAACGGAGGCUGUGACACGCGGUGCACCAAUGCAGAAGGGAGCUAUGAUUGCAGCUGCCGCGAGGGCUAUGCCCUGAUGCCCGACGGGAGGUCGUGCGCAGACAUUGAUGAGUGUGAAAAUAAUCCUGACAUCUGUGACGGUGGCCAGUGUACCAACAUUCCUGGAGAGUAUCGCUGUCUGUGCUACGACGGCUUCAUGGCUUCAAUGGACAUGAAGACGUGCAUCGAUGUGAAUGAGUGUGACCUGAAUUCCAACAUCUGCAUGUUUGGGGAGUGUGAGAACACCAAGGGGUCCUUCAUUUGCCACUGCCAGCUGGGUUACUCCGUGAAGAAGGGGACUACAGGAUGCACAGAUCUGGACGAAUGUUCUAACGGAACCCACCAGUGCAGCAUCAAUGCUCAGUGUGUAAACACCCCCGGCUCCUACCGAUGCGCCUGCUCCGAAGGGUUCACCGGAGACGGCUUUACCUGCUCAGAUGUCGAUGAGUGUGCAGAAAACAUAAAUCUUUGCGAGAACGGACAAUGCCUCAACGUCCCCGGUGCGUAUCGCUGCGAGUGUGAGAUGGGCUUCACUCCAGCCUCCGACAGCCGAUCCUGCCAAGAUAUUGAUGAAUGCUCCUUCCAAAAUAUUUGUGUCUUUGGAACAUGUAAUAAUUUGCCUGGAAUGUUUCACUGUAUCUGCGAUGAUGGUUAUGAAUUGGACAGAACAGGAGGGAACUGUACAGAUAUCGAUGAAUGUGCAGAUCCCAUAAACUGUGUAAAUGGCCUAUGUGUCAACACUCCAGGUCGCUAUGAGUGUAACUGCCCACCUGAUUUCCAGCUGAACCCCACUGGUGUAGGUUGUGUUGACAACCGCGUGGGCAACUGCUACCUGAAGUUCGGUCCACGAGGAGACGGGAGUCUGUCCUGCAACACUGAGAUUGGGGUGGGCGUCAGCCGGUCUUCCUGUUGCUGUUCCCUGGGGAAGGCCUGGGGAAACCCCUGUGAGACGUGCCCCCCUGUCAAUAGCACUGAAUAUUACACCCUGUGUCCUGGGGGUGAGGGCUUCAGACCUAACCCCAUCACAAUCAUCUUAGAAGAUAUUGAUGAAUGCCAGGAGUUACCAGGUCUCUGCCAGGGUGGAAACUGCAUCAACACCUUCGGAAGCUUCCAGUGUGAGUGUCCGCAAGGCUACUACCUCAGCGAGGAGACCCGCAUCUGUGAAGAUAUUGAUGAGUGUUUCGCACAUCCUGGCGUCUGUGGGCCUGGGACCUGCUACAACACUCUGGGAAAUUACACCUGCAUUUGCCCACCUGAAUACAUGCAGGUCAACGGAGGCCACAACUGCAUGGACAUGAGAAAAAGCUUUUGCUACCGAAGCUAUAAUGGAACCACCUGUGAGAAUGAGCUGCCUUUUAAUGUGACCAAGAGGAUGUGCUGCUGCACGUAUAACGUGGGCAAAGCCUGGAACAAACCCUGCGAACCAUGCCCGACUCCAGGAACAGCUGACUUUAAAACCAUAUGUGGAAAUAUUCCUGGAUUCACCUUUGACAUUCACACAGGAAAAGCUGUUGACAUUGAUGAAUGUAAAGAGAUUCCAGGCAUUUGUGCAAAUGGUGUGUGCAUUAACCAGAUUGGCAGUUUCCGCUGUGAGUGCCCUACAGGAUUCAGUUACAAUGACCUGCUCCUGGUCUGUGAAGAUAUUGACGAGUGCAGCAAUGGCGAUAAUCUCUGCCAGCGGAAUGCGGACUGCAUCAACAGCCCUGGCAGUUACCGCUGCGAGUGUGCUGCGGGCUUCAAGCUUUCACCCAAUGGAGCCUGUGUCGAUCGCAAUGAAUGUUUAGAAAUUCCUAAUGUUUGCAGUCACGGCCUGUGUGUUGAUUUGCAAGGAAGUUACCAGUGCAUCUGCCACAAUGGCUUUAAGGCUUCUCAGGACCAGACCAUGUGCAUGGAUGUUGAUGAGUGUGAGCGGCAUCCGUGUGGAAACGGGACCUGUAAAAACACUGUUGGAUCCUAUAACUGUCUCUGCUACCCAGGGUUUGAGCUCACUCACAAUAAUGACUGCCUCGACAUAGAUGAAUGCAGUUCCUUUUUCGGCCAGGUGUGCAGAAAUGGACGGUGUUUUAAUGAAAUAGGCUCCUUCAAGUGUUUAUGUAAUGAAGGUUAUGAACUUACUCCAGAUGGCAAGAACUGUAUAGAUACUAAUGAGUGUGUUGCCCUUCCUGGCUCCUGUUCUCCUGGUACCUGUCAGAAUUUAGAGGGAUCCUUCAGAUGCAUCUGUCCCCCAGGGUAUGAAGUAAAAAGCGAGAACUGCAUUGAUAUCAAUGAAUGUGACGAAGACCCCAACAUCUGUCUUUUUGGUUCCUGCACCAAUACUCCUGGGGGCUUCCAGUGCAUCUGCCCCCCGGGCUUUGUGUUGUCUGACAAUGGCCGGAGAUGCUUUGAUACUCGCCAGAGCUUCUGCUUCACAAACUUUGAGAAUGGAAAGUGUUCUGUACCCAAAGCUUUUAACACCACAAAGGCAAAAUGCUGUUGCAGUAAAAUGCCAGGAGAGGGCUGGGGGGACCCCUGUGAGCUGUGCCCCAAAGACGAUGAAGUUGCAUUCCAGGAUUUGUGUCCUUAUGGCCAUGGAACUGUUCCUAGUCUUCAUGAUACCCGUGAAGAUGUCAAUGAGUGUCUAGAGAGUCCAGGCAUUUGUGCCGAUGGUCAGUGCAUCAACACAGACGGGUCUUUUCGCUGUGAGUGUCCCAUGGGCUACAACCUGGAUUACACUGGAGUACGCUGCGUGGAUACUGAUGAAUGUUCAAUCGGCAAUCCAUGUGGAAAUGGUACCUGCACCAACGUCAUUGGGAGUUUUGAAUGCCAUUGCAAUGACGGCUUUGAGCCAGGGCCCAUGAUGACUUGUGAAGAUAUCAAUGAGUGUACCCAGAACCCGCUGCUGUGUGCUUUCCGCUGCAUGAACACCUUCGGGUCCUAUGAAUGCACGUGCCCGAUUGGCUACGCGCUCAGAGAAGACCAGAAGAUGUGCAAAGACCUGGAUGAAUGUGCUGAAGGGCUGCAUGACUGUGAAUCUAGAGGCAUGAUGUGCAAGAAUCUGAUUGGCACCUUCAUGUGCAUCUGCCCACCUGGGACGACCCGGAGGCCUGAUGGGGAAGGCUGCGUAGAUGAAAAUGAAUGCAGGACCAAGCCAGGAAUCUGUGAAAACGGGCGUUGUGUUAACACUAUUGGGAGCUAUAGGUGCGAGUGUAAUGAAGGAUUUCAGUCAAGUUCCUCAGGCACUGAAUGCCUUGACAAUCGACAGGGACUCUGCUUUGCCGAGGUACUGCAGACAAUGUGUCAGAUGGCAUCCAGCAGCCGCAACCUUGUCACAAAGUCAGAAUGCUGCUGUGAUGGGGGGCGAGGCUGGGGUCACCAGUGUGAGCUUUGCCCGCUUCCUGGAACUGCCCAGUACAAAAAGAUCUGCCCUCAUGGCCCAGGAUACACCACUGAUGGAAGAGACAUUGAUGAAUGUAAGGUCAUGCCAAACCUGUGUACCAACGGGCAGUGCGUCAACACCAUGGGCUCAUUCCGAUGCUUCUGCAAGGCUGGCUACACCACAGACAUCAGCGGAACCUCGUGCGUAGAUCUUGAUGAAUGUUCCCAGUCCCCGAAACCAUGCAACUUCAUCUGCAAGAACACUGAGGGGAGUUACCAGUGCUCCUGUCCCCGGGGAUACGUCCUGCAAGAAGACGGAAAGACGUGCAAAGACCUCGAUGAGUGUCAAACCAAACAGCACAACUGCCAGUUCCUCUGCGCCAACACUCUGGGAGGUUUUACCUGUAAAUGUCCACCUGGUUUCACACAGCAUCACACUGCUUGUAUUGACAACAAUGAAUGUGGUUCUCAGCCUUCACUUUGCGGAGCAAAGGGGAUCUGUCAGAACACCCCUGGAAGUUUCAGCUGCGAGUGCCAAAGAGGGUUCUCUCUCGACGCUUCUGGACUGAACUGUGAAGAUGUUGAUGAGUGUGAUGGAAACCAUCGGUGCCAGCACGGCUGCCAGAACAUACUGGGAGGCUACAGAUGUGGGUGCCCUCAAGGGUACAUUCAGCACUACCAGUGGAAUCAGUGUGUGGAUGAGAACGAAUGUUCCAACCCGAAUGCCUGCGGCUCUGCCUCCUGCUACAACACCCUGGGGAGUUACAAGUGUGCCUGUCCCUCGGGGUUCUCCUUCGACCAGUUCUCCAGCGCCUGCCACGACGUGAAUGAGUGCUCGUCCUCCAAGAACCCGUGCAAUUAUGGCUGCUCCAACACGGAAGGCGGCUACCUCUGUGGCUGCCCGCCGGGGUACUACAGAGUGGGACAGGGCCACUGUGUCUCAGGAAUGGGAUUCAACAAAGGGCAGUACCUGUCCCUGGAUACAGAGGUCGAGGAGGAAAACGCUCUGUCCCCGGAAGCAUGCUAUGAGUGCAAAAUCAACGGCUACUCCAAGAAAGACAGCAGACAGAAGAGGGGGAUCCAUGAACCCAAAGCCACUGCUGUGGAGCCGAUCAACCUGGAGAGCGUGGAUAUGGACAGCCCUGUGAACAUGAAGUUCAACCUCUCCGGCCUCGGCGCUAAGGAGCACAUCCUAGAGCUCAUGCCCGCCAUCGAGCCCCUCAACGACCAUAUCCGCUACGUCAUCUCCCAUGGCAACGACGACGGCGUCUUCCGCAUCCACCAGCGGAACGGGCUCAGCUACUUGCACACCGCCAAGAGGAAGCCCGGGCCUGGCACCUACACACUGGAAAUCACGAGCGUCCCUCUCUACAAGAAGAAGGACCUUAAGAAACUGGAAGACCGCAACGAGGACGACUACCUCCUGGGGGAGCUCGGGGAGGCUCUCAGAAUGAGGCUGCAGAUUCACCUCUAUUAAGGCCUGCAGACGUGGUUCCAGAUGCAGACCCCUGCUCAGCCAGCCUUCAGAGGCCUUUGAACAAUCAGUGGCUAAUCUUUAAAGAGGAAAAAAAGACACCUUUUGUUUAUUUCCUCCCUGUCUCAGACUUCAGAAUGUUGACCCUCACAGAGAGGGAUUAUUUAGACUCUGGUGUGGCCAAAGAUUUGAGUACAAAGGCAACCGUGGUUACUGUACUUUUUAUGUAACUUCACUUUAAAAUAUAUUAAAAAAAAAAAGAAAACCAGACGUUCAAGAGAUCAGCAUAUGGCACUAAAUGCACAAAAAUAAUGUGAGCUUUUUUAUUUUCCUGUUAGCAGUCUGUAACACUUUGGGUAUUUUGCUAUAGUUGCUAAUUAAAAAAAAUAUAGAUGUUUAUUUAUUUUUAAUGCAGUAAUAUAUGGAGAAAUGAACAAACUAUGUAAACAAAAAGGGAAACUCACUUGUUUUUCUUUAGAUUUAUAAAGUUGAGCUAUUUCUCUUAGAGGUGCUUUUUAAAAAUUCAGUAAAUCCAAGAGAUGUUUUCUUUGGUUUUCUGCCAGUCGUCCAACUGGUACACAUCUGAUUAUUUUAAAGAAAGCCUCCCAGAGCUUAAUGGGCGGUGUAAUUGAUAAUUUAAGACAGAAAUGUCAUUAGGUCCUCUAGGAAGAAGAUCAAAGCCAGAGCAGCUCAUGGUGACAGUAUUUCAUAUCGCCAGGCACACCAGCCAACAGGAGAUCAAGCACGACCACUGUAGCAAAAUACCUUGACUGCUUGUGAGACCAGUAGCAUUGCAGGCCAAACCGUACUGUAUUUCCUUCUCGUGACCUCAAGGAAGCAUGUGUGCUACCCACACCACCUCAUUCUGACCCAGGGUGUGCUGCGUACUUGUGGUACUGUAGGCAGCUCAAGAGCCAUUGGUCCUUUGACGAGGACCACCUGGCAUUCUGUAGUGUUUGGUGCUGUCUUAGAUUAAUGGUGCAUUUAUUAUGUUCAAGCUAUUAUUUCAGGAUUGCCAUAUGUGCAAACAAAUCAUGCAGUACAGCCAAGGAAUAUAUGUUGUUGUUUUUUAAAUCCAUUUUUUUUUAGAAUUUUCAUUAAUAUUGUAGUUAUACACCAUAUGCCUCGUUUUAUCAUAGCCUAUUGUGUAUGAAAGAUGUUUGUACAAUGAAUUGAUGUUUAGUUUGCUUUAGUCAUUUAAAAAGAUAUUGUACCAGGACGUGCUAGUAAGAGUACAUGUCCGUGUUCUUCUCAACCCAAGAACCUGUCCCUGGACCAGCAACCAAACCGCAUCUGUGAAAUGGCCAACACACGUGCUGCCUCUGGGUUGUUCCUCUCACACCUGUGCUGACCAAAGAUUCGUAACCAGUUGUAGCCAGCUGGGGGUCUUUUUGUUUUGUUUCAUCUUUUAAUAACUAAAAAAAAAAAGAAACUGUAAAUUUGUAAUCAAGUGUUUGUGAGGAAAAACUGACGGUUUUUGGUUUUGUUUGUUUUUGUAGGUCUAUGUAUCAGAUACGACACUUUUCUUGCAAUAAAGCUUAUUUUGGGGUAUUCUU
Manis javanica (Malayan pangolin) is the source of this 10440-nucleotide messenger RNA. The record is from RefSeq and is a predicted model, not a curated record. Lineage: Eukaryota; Metazoa; Chordata; Mammalia; Pholidota; Manidae.